This is a messenger RNA of Neurospora crassa OR74A, 6437 nucleotides long. RefSeq names its product nuclear migration protein. Gene Ontology annotation, biological process: microtubule cytoskeleton organization; maintenance of protein location in cell cortex; dynein-driven meiotic oscillatory nuclear movement. Lineage: Eukaryota; Fungi; Ascomycota; Sordariomycetes; Sordariales; Sordariaceae. The record is from RefSeq and is a predicted model, not a curated record. The coding region runs from base 1536 to 5750 and encodes 1404 amino acids. The transcript has 5 exons. Gene Ontology annotation, molecular function: phospholipid binding; tubulin binding. Gene Ontology annotation, cellular component: cell cortex; mitochondrion.
GGCCUUUGCCUCCAAAGGGACGACGUGUGGAAAGUGAUUGCUUGGUUUCUCCUCAGGACCUUGUCACAGUCUCGUUACCUACCUUGUAUCGAUUCAGUCCAUGUUCUUUGCGACCGGGUGCGCAUUGUUCUUUUCGCCUUUCGAGUCGCAGCCGAAUUGUGCUCCUCAGGUUCCAUUCUCCAUCCCGUCGUCUAUUUCGACCGGACUCUGGACUCUCACACGCCGACGUUGAAGUGUAUUAGACGUUGCGCCCUGUCUGUGCUCCGGCUACUGCCCGUUGUACAUACCGUCGUCCCCUCCUUGUGUUCGGGUAGUGCCGUGUCGGUGCGCAUCCGUCAAGGCUUCACACAUUGCGCUUUGCCUUACAACCUAGAGGUAGCCUUGUGAGACCUCCGAUUCCCGUACCUUCGUUUUUAGGUUGCCUAGGCUGUCUUGGUCGUCGACCUGUCUCAGACUUGCUGCCCUAUCGCCACUCACGCCGUUGCUGAAUUUCCAGAUUCAUCAAGAAUUACUUUGCAAAACACCACGUCGGCUUCGCUCGCUUUUUUAUUGAAGAAAUCGGACCACUCUAGGCAGGACCAACUAGAUACCUUACUGGGUAACACACCGCAGCUUCCUCACUUCGAAAGUGGAAGAUUCGGGCUGUUUCACCUUCUUGACUUGUCCCUAUUCAGCAAACAAGUGCACUCCUUUCUGGAAUUUGGACGAUUUCGUCCAAAGCCCUCCGAUAGCGGAUUAGCUUGACGUCCACCAACUCCAUCGUUCUUGCGCGUCGCCCCAGGUGGAAGUCGAAACGACCCGCUCACUUAUCAUCUCAUUUACACGCCGAUUUGCGGGCUCCACUCGUUCAAAGAGAAUCGGAAAGUGCAAACGAUUGGGAGGGCGGAAAAGAGGAAAGCGAUACCCACCAGACUGGGCUUUCUUUCUGGAUGCCAAAUAUAAUCCAGGUCCUACCCUUGACUACUCCAGAAAUCCCCGAUUUCCGAUUACCCACCCACCAGAUUAAUCGGUCUCGAACCCAGUUCAACCAGUCAUAACAGUCUUCAGUCAUCCUCGUCGUCGACUGUUCAGCACUGACUGCCGUGCUCUUCUGUCGAUCUGGUCGAUCUACACGCUCUGGUUACCUUUCUUGGUCUUUGAGAGAUCACCUAUAUACAUUUUGCUCGGAUUAUUCGGGUCCUACCACACCGGAAAUUUUCACGUGAAGACGUUCAAAGGGCAGGAUCUGAGCACCCUUUCUCGUUUAAACGGCAACGGUAGUCCGUGUCUUUGAGAGAGACGACAUCUCGCCUCGCCUUGUGUGGGGGUAUCUGUUCCUCCAGAGUUGGCACUUGACACUCAUUGGAUUUCGUUUUCGUCUCCACGAGGCAACAAACACUGUCGGACAAUCAUUAUCACUGGACCUCAAAGACGACAAACCAACGCUGCCAACGACGACUGCCAGUAGACAGUGGGAUGGCGAUACUCUAAGUUCUGGCUGUUGCUUGCACGAGACUGCAGCUCUUCAACCCUGAGGAUAUUUCAAGCAGUUCACCAUGGGCGCUUGGGAAACUGAAGACGAGGGGACCGACCCGGCGGUGUCGUUGCCGACCCGCAACCCUUCGAUACGCAACCGUUCUCGAAACCAAUCCCGAGCUUCGCGCAGAUCCAGACGGUCCAUCACACCAACGAACAGGUCGGGAAGCUCCUCCCCGCCACCUUUGCCCGCCGAUUGGGUUGACAAGGGAUCAAAAAGAGCAUCGAAAGCCAUAAGCAUAGACGACAACAUCAGCAUUCUUGACCCACGAAGAUUUACCCCCACGCUUCACGCCAGUCUAGUCUCAGAGAUAUUGUCUUUGAGACGUGAUCAAGAGGAGAAGCUUAAAGUCAUCGAGGGCUUGGAAACGUCGCUGCAGACUACACGAGAAGAGUCCGAGUCCUUGCAAACGACGCUUUUGAACACUACCAAGGAAAGCCGGUCGUUGAAACGCCAGAUAGCACUUUUGGAAGGCGGAACUUCUUCUGCAUUAGAUCAACUGACCAAAGAGCGCGAUGAGGCUGUGGAAUCUGCGAACGACACCAAGAAGAGGCUAGAGACCACCCAGAAGAAACUGAGAAACCAGGAGGAGGAUAUCGAACGUGUUCAUCAGCAAUGGACGAAAGAAAAGGAUAUGUGGGAGGAGGAGAAGCGGAAGCUUGAGGUCCGUAUCCACGUCGCGGAAAGCCGCCUGAAGGUGGUCCUUGAUGAGGUCACUGCAUUCCAAGCUGCGCAGGCAACCGCUAGCCUUGAUCGCCCUAAGAGUGCGGCUGGCAGCGAAACCGGACAAGAAAACGAUGGCGCAAGCGUCCGAACUCUCAGCUUGACCAACAGCAUUCGGUUCUCUACUGUCAGUGGAAUGAUGAAGCCGAACGGUAAAACCUUGGCAGACGAGCUUGAUUUUGAUGGAGACUACGAGGAUGAAAGCGACUACGGAGGCCGUCAGAGUGUCUUGUCUAAUCGUGGACACAUGCGAAUCACGAGCCGUGACAGUGCGUUCGUGCGGUUUUCGAGCCGUGAAAGCGGUCACAUGCGACAUGGAAGCCGCGAUACCCUUUUCUCCAUCAAGACACACCGACGACACCGAAGCUCCGAAAGCCUUCUCAGAUCUGCUAGCAUUAAUCGUGGAAAGCUGUCUCUGAACCAGUCCACCCUUGAUAGACUGGAAGGCGCCGUGAUCAAGGAGGAUGAAGAGUUGCAGCCGCAAACACCGAAGCCGACUUAUGUCGAUACUGGAAUUCAAUACUCGCCGCCUGCCUCUCCCAGGAUUGCGCCAACCGAACCAUGGACUCCUCAACCAGCCCUAACUCCGUCUCACCAACCAUACGAGAGGCCAUCUGAUGUUGAUAGCCCACCCCGUACCGACACUGAAUCUGAGCCAAACUCAAGAAGGAAGAGAGUCAACCUUGGGGGUCCGUUGUCAAUUAAGCCACCCAACUCACAAAACUUGAUGGUAAACGGAGCGACACAAACCAUGGCGGAGCCGCUCAGCCCACCUCGAACACCCAAGUGGCCAGGCCAGGAUUCACUGCCCACACCCCAAGCGACGCCAUCUUCUAUGGUAACUUCCUUUACACAAACCGAAGCUCCUUCGGUUCAGCUGCAGCCAAUCGGCCUCGAAUCUCCUUCAUACACUAUUCCCAGUAUCAGCAUCAUCCCUCCUUCGAGCCGACCUGCGUCGCCGUGCGAGCCAGUCCUGGAGCCCCUAUCUAAGGACUUUGGCUGCCAGGUCUCCAUGCCUGCUCGUGUGCCUAUGCAGUCGACUGCAGUGCAAACUGAGGAGAUUCGGGUUGACUUACGGUUGGCUAAGCUUCCAACCCACCUGCAUCCCUCCGCCAUCAUCUCGAGACCUGUUUCGCCAGCCGUGUCGUCCGUUGAUCAGCACGCCGAGGAAGCUAGACAGUUCACUCCAGUACCAGGAAACCUACCACCUCGCAACCCAAGGCGACUGACCAACAAGCACAGUUCGUCUGAGAUCCCAUCCUCGCCACCUAUCGCAGCAUCUCCGAUCUUGGAAAAUAUGCAUGAUGCCUACCCUGGAAGUAACGAUGACGGGCCGUUGUCUCAUCAUGACGCUCCUAUUCGAAGACCGCGCCGGAUUGGCAGCUUGUUUGCCGAUUUCAAUGGACAUAGCUCGGACGAGGAAGAAUUUAUGGAUCCGGCGGACCAGAGCGAUUCAGAAUAUCGCACAGCUUUAUCUGCUCCCAGGCCUGUGACCAACUCUAGCUUUGGCAAACGUAGCUCUGGAAGCACUGCACCAAUGAGCUCACCAGAGCACACCUUUUUCCAAAGGACUGCUGGGAUACAUAACACUCUUCGCGGACUUGAAGAGGAGGAAAAUGACACUUCAGACGUCUUUGACUCUGUCAGCAUUUUCCAUCAGCGCGAUAGCCGCGAUCUGAGCCUGGUUCGAACUGCUUCCAGGCGUUCAGGACGGUCAACCGCUUCCAAGGCAAAUGGCAUGCGAAGGGCUGCUCUGAUACAGAGCGGCAUCGUAUCUCACUCUUUGGCAAGAACCUCGAGCCAUACUACGGACACCGCGGAACCGCCAUUCCCUAUCCCAAAACGUGCCAGUUCGAAGAACCCUGUUAAUACUAGUAGUCCCAGCGAGGGGCGCGGCGCAACCCCUGUGAGAAGUAACGAGGGGAUUCACAGGCGAGGUUCAAGUCGUGGUCCUUACCGGGCAAACAGCAUCCGGAAAGCCCGUCCUCCAUCGGCAGUCUCGCGUAAGAGAAGCCAGCGACGUGGAAGCAGGUCUCCUCCACCCUUCAUGCCCCCAACUCAAGCAUCUGACAGCCAUGAUUUACCUCCUCUGCCGCGCAACACUAUCAGCAAUCCAAAAAAGACAGAUCGGUCGCAACGGUCGACAACGACAGCGCAGACAGACGAUCUGCCAGGUCGACCUACCAGUAACUCUAGUCAGUCGACGAGUGUAGUUGAUGCUAUCGCUAAGACAAUGGUUGGAGAAUGGAUGUUCAAGUAUGUCAGAAGACGGAAGUCGUUUGGUAUGACGGACAAAAAUGGCGAUGACAGUAGCAACGACCGUCACAAGCGAUGGGUUUGGAUAGCCCCCUAUGAGCGCGCGAUCCUCUGGAGUAGUAAACAACCCUCAUCUGGGAGCGCGCUGUUGGGUAAAUCCGGACGCAAAUUGGUCAUUCAAUCUGUUCUUGACGUGAAAGACGAGAACCCAGCUCCCAAGGGAUCGGGCCCGCUUUUCCACAGAUCGAUCUUGAUCUUGACGCCACAGAGAGCACUUAAAUUCACGGCAGUCAAUGCAGAACGACACUAUCUCUGGUUGACGGCGUUAUCAUUCUUGGCUCAUUCGACUCAAGCCAUUCCUGAGAACCUCGCGGUCCCAACCCCAGACCCGCAGCCUGAGGUGUUCGAGCUGCCCAAGCCCAAGCCGGCGGCCGUACCGCCACCAGCACAAGCACCCACAUCCGUACCAGUUCCCAAGGCCAGGGCCCGAAGACCUAUUCGUGAUUCUAUUCGGUUGACAAAGGCGAAGGCGGCCGUAAUCGAAACGGAACCUGACAGAAGCUUCCCACUACGAAUGAGUGAAGACAGUGCCGUGCCCCCAAGCAUACCGACCUUCCGACCUACACUGGCCGAGUCUUACAACUUUAACCCGGUGGUGAUGCACAAUCGCGAAGAGUCGUAUGAUUCCACCAUACCCCCUGCCAUUCCUCGGUUCAACGAACGGAACCUGCACGCUGCACUGCACAAUCGCAAGCGUAGUAGCACUGGUGGCUAUCUUCCGCCGCCGAUCUCAUAUCGAGGAUUGUCCGGACCGAUGAGUGGUGGAAGCUCCCAUGCGCCGUCUGAUAGUACAGCCGGCAUGAGUGUUGCCGGCUCGUCCGAUAUCUUCAGCAAUGCUGGAGCACCGAGUGUCAUGGGAUCUAGCAUCCUGGGCUCAAGCGGCAUGACAUGGGGAACGGGGUCUGUAUCUCGUGUGUCGGAGGCGUCGAGUCGACCUAGUGCUCCCAACUUCUUUGACGCGAUCGGAACUGUGCGUAUGGAAGCAUUCAUACAGCCAAUGGCCUUCACCAAAUACGAUGACGACCAAGAGAGCUAUCGUUACAUGGCCCGCCGCCGAAGCAAGGAGUUUCGAAGGAGACACAGCCGAAGCUGGCACAGGGACAGCAUUUUAAGUGGAAACACUCGGAUCACUCUCGGAAGCGAUCCCAUCGAGGACUAUGGGUACGACAGAGAUGACCCGUUCAGGGGAUUCUAAGAAGGUUAUUUAAAGCAUGGCGUUGGAGUUUUAUACUCGUUGCCUCUUUUCAGUGCAACCCAUUGCUGGCGCUCAUUUCUUUUCUUAUGUUUAGUUUUGUUAACAAUUCGGAGAGGCGGAAAAUUUGACGGCGGAAACUUUGUUUAGCAGACCAAGACUUUGAUUUCUUCAAUCAUCACACCCCUCCAAAACCAGAAAGGGGCAAGAUCAAAGAAAAAGUUAAGACGAGGCAAACAUUUACGGACACUAGAGUCCACCAUAACUAUAACUUUUAAGCCGACCAAAAGAGGGUCCCUCGAAAAGGAGGAGGCUGUAAAAGGCAACGGCACAAACACUUUACUUUGAAUCCUCACAUACCUACCACAUACUAACCUCGUAUUUCCUUUAUCUAUUUUCCUUUCAAUUUCACUUCUCAUGCAUCCACUUGGAUGCUGUUCUGUACAUUAUCACGGCAUGUGUAAACACCUGUAUGUAUAUCGUCAACGGCGACGGCAAAGAUGCGGCUUACAAGCUCAUUUGGAGCAUUCAAAGUCGAACAAAUCCUGGGGGAAAUUACCAGCAACCCCGAUUCCUCAGAGGUAGAGACUCGUCAGGCCCCGGAGAGGGGAUGGAUCCGAUCUCAGAUCGAGACACGAUGCGUUCAUUUGUGGACGUUUCAAGGGUAACAGCAAUAUAGAAACAGAUCAC